AUGACCCUCCCCGAGCCGGAGGUCCCGUUGACAAAUGCGUGCGCCGUUGUUUUCGAAAACACGCUUUAUACCUACUCGGCCGACGCGUUCCAGUCACUAUCGUUAAUGCCAGGCGCGAAGUGGAAGAAGUUGGACCAGGGCGAGAAGGUCACGGGCGGCGUUUGCGUAGGAGCGACAACAGGCACGGCAGCGACAUCUUCACUCUUUGUCGUUGGCGGAAAGGGACAAACGGAGGGCUACCAGGGUAUCCAAAAGUACUCGUACUCGACAAAGAAAUGGGAGUCUAUCCAGUUACCAGCCCCGGUAACACAGAAUCGGUUGCUACACGGCGCCGUCUAUCUUAACGCAACGGAUUCCAUCAUUGUCUACGCUGGCAACCAGGAUGGUUCAACUGGCCCAUCCACGCAGACAUAUGCCAUCGGCGCGUCGGCACCGCAUUAUGUUCGAUCGUUCGAGGCCAACGUACCGCCUGCUAUCAACCCGAUUCUUUUGCCAUGGUCGGACAGCGAGGCUGUCAUGGUCGGCGGCAGCACCUCGAACACGCAGGUUAUGCUAUUUAAGCCUGAGACAGGCUGGAGGGACUCGGGAGCAACUCUUGCCGCGCCGAUAGCGAAGGACACAUCAGCGAUCAAGGCGGCAUUGGUGCGCGGCGAUGAUGGAUCACAACACCUUUUCACCUUCGACAUGACACAGUCACCCAACGUAGUGCAGCGGAUAUUAUUGACUACUGGUCCCGAACAACCUAUUCAGAACGCUGGGCCAGCAAAGAAGCGGGAUGUAACAACACAGGAGGACGAACAAUCGCCCAGCGGAAAGAGAGAUGUGCUAAACGUGCUGACCUGGCCGCAAUACAACGCGACUCUGGCGCCCACUAGUACGAGGAGUAAUUAUGCGAUUGCACAGGAUGGUAAUGGGAUGGUUGUGUUCGUGGGAGGAAAUUCGGAGGAGCCUUUGGGCAUGUUCAACGCCAAGGGCAACUCUUGGUAUAAUGCGACGGACAUGUUGGUGGAAAAGAAGGUGAAGGUUCUCGACAUCACCUCUUCGACAAUCUCGGAAUCAUCAACAGCAACUUCCACGACUGCUUUGCAGACGACCUCUACGAGUCUGGCGACGUCAGAAGCACCGACGACACUGGUCACCGCCACGGGCACCCUCACCACAGCUUCCUCGGUUUCUCCUGUCAGUGUUGCUACUGCAGCUGUUAGCAGCAGUGCCGAGGGUCCGAAAGACUUCAGUUCCAACACCCAUAUUAUCCUUGCUGCGGUGUUGAGUUCAAUCUUUGGACUUGCCAUUGUCUUGUUUGCCAUCUACUUCUGUAUCAAGAGGAAGGGUAAGCAGCAAGCACGCAACCAGGCAGGCCGUGCAAGGAGCGGGAGCGAAGGAUCUGGAGGAUCUGCGUACAACGAAAAAUCUGAUUACGGAUUCCCUCCAGAUACGAAGGGUCCCUUCCGUGGACAGGGACACCAGGCCCAAGAUUCAUAUGGCUCCUUGUCGUCCCUGGCUAUGAUCGGCGGUCGUGGGAACCAGCAGAAGCCGGGCCGUUCAUCGCCUGGCCAUAAGCUAAGCAUCAGCACCGCCUUUGGCAAGCGCAACUCGGACGACAGCACCUUCAAGGCAUUCAAGAGCACCAUCAGCAAGCCGAUCCCCGUUUCCCAAACCAUCUCCGCUGAGCCACCACAGAAUCCAUUCUUGGCACCACACGAACGAGAAAAUAAGGAAGUCUCUUUCGCACCCACCCCAGCUCAGCCGAUGCCACGGAAUCCUGCAGCGGCUGCCACCGUAGACCCCGAAACUAGGCGCAGCUCCGGAUGGAACCGCUACUGGUCCGGCGGCUCGGCCCUGAACGUGAUCGGACUCGGCAACAACACCAACAGCGCCGUGGUCAACCAAGUCUCCCAGCGGACCACCGUGGUCUCGGACGUGAGCUCCCACUACAGCGAGCAUCCUCAGCACAGAAUGACUCAGGACAGCGCGACAGUGCCCCCGCUUCAGGUCUACGAGCCACGCAUGUCCAUCAACCGCGUCAACUCGGGCAGCCCGACCAUCAGGCAACACAACCACCAUGACGAAAAACUCUACGAGGGCAUGAGUGGCCAGAUCGAGAUGCCCCGCCCCGUUAGCGGAGUCAGCUCCAUCUCGGGUUACUCGAGCGGUAUUCCCGCUUCGGUCCACGAUACCUGGGACCCGACCGAGUUCACGAAGCCGUGGGGCGCUGAUCGCGCGCCUAGCAGCGCGUAUAGUGCUAGUAUCUACACCACGCCUCUGGCGCCUGCCGGCGGGAGGGCGCCGUCCCAGCUUGCCCACCAGCAGUCACAACAAGGACCACCACGGCCGGGUCAGCAGCAGAUAGUGCGCGAUGACAUUAGCUGGCUCAAUUUGGGAGAUCAAAAUGGCCGGUGA
Molecule: messenger RNA, 2400 nt
Organism: Sordaria macrospora k-hell
Lineage: Eukaryota; Fungi; Ascomycota; Sordariomycetes; Sordariales; Sordariaceae
Molecular function (GO): protein binding
Source: RefSeq, a predicted model, not a curated record